UUCCGGCUGCUGAGGCUGGAGCUUCUUGCGUGGUGCUAGUGAGAGUAGGACGAGCCGGCAGCGCUGGGAGCAGUGACAGCAGAGGACACACCACCAGUUUCCCGCUGUGCAGAAAUGAGCUAAUCCUCUGUUUCAAUACAGCAAGCUAAAUAAAAGCUCCGAGGUUUAAUUCCUGCGGUGAAGUCUUCAAUCAGCUGUGUUCAACGGAAUGUUCUGACCACUCACGAUGGGCAGGCGGUAUCCAGGUGCAUCUUAUCGACCUAGCUCUUCAUUCGAUUCCAGUGUGGAAACCCUCCCAGUUUUUAUGGCAAGCCACAGUGCGUCGGACAUUGUAAAUCGAAAUGGUCCAGUUAGCCCUCCUAACACCUUGAACUUGCGACAUUCCCAUAAUGAACUGCUAAAUGCAGAUGUGAAACACACAGAGCCAAAGAGCAACACUCCCCCAAAAUGCAGAAAAAAAUAUGCGUUGACCAACAUUCAAGCAGCCAUGGGCUUAUCUGACCCAGCAACUCAGCCUCUGUUGUCAAAUGGUUCUCCAAACAUUAAGGUUGUAAAGAAUGGAGAGAAUCAGCUGAGGAAGGCAGCUGAGCAGGGACAAGAUCCCAACAAAAAUGGGAGUGUAGAGGCUAGUGUUAAUACAAUUUCUGAGAAGCUUGAGGGCAAAGACGAGGAUCUAGAAGACCCAGCAAGCACCGAGAUUCUACCACUGCUCCCUAGAAGCCUCCUCAAUUACUAUGCAGAGUUGGAAACCUCCAGGGAUCUGGGACAGGGUCUUGCUCAUUGCCGUUUAAUUAAGGAAGAGGAAAAUUCCAUAUGGCUAAAUGGACAUGCACCUAGCAUCAUGAGCAAUGGGGAUGUUCUGCCACCAAAAGAAAACAAGACUUCAAGUCCCGAGGAUAGCCAGGCUCCCACUGUGUCAUCCAGUCCAGAAACAAAGAAGGAUCACCCGAAAACUGGCGCAAAGACAGACUGCGCAUUGCACCGAAUUCAGAACCUGGCACCUAGCGAUGAAGAAUCAAGCUGGACUACAUUAUCCCAAGACAGUGCUUCACCUGCAUCACCAGAUGAAACAGCAGAUAUAUGGAGCGAUCACUCAUUUCAGACAGAUCCAGAACUACCACCCGGCUGGAAGAAAAUCAAUGAUAUUGCAGGAAUCUACUACUGGCACAUACCAACUGGAGCCACCCAAUGGGAACGUCCUGUGUCUGUUCCAGUAGACCUUCCAGGUUCACGAAAGGGAUCACUCAGCUCUGUCACAUCUUCUCCAACUCCAGAAAAUGAGAAACAGCCAUGGAGUGGUUUUGCUGUUCUGAAUGGGGGAAAGAUAAAUGUUGACAUUUGGAAGGACUUGCACGCAGCAACAGUGAACCCUGACCCGAGUCUAAAGGAGUUUGAAGGAGCAACAUUACGCUACGCUUCUUUAAAGCUAAGAAAUGGCCCUCAGUCUGAUGAAGAGGACUCCUCCAGCAUCAACAGUGAUCCCGAAGCUAAGUGUUUCGCUGUUCGUUCGUUGGGCUGGGUAGAAAUGGCAGAAGAGGACCUUGCGCCUGGAAAAAGCAGUGUUGCCGUCAACAAUUGCAUCAGACAACUCUCUUACAGCAAGAAUGAUAUCAGGGACACAGUCGGCAUUUGGGGAGAGGGUAAAGAUAUGUACCUGAUUCUGGAGAAUGACAUGUUAAACCUUGUUGACCCAAUGGAUCGAACUCUGUUGCAUUCACAACCCAUUGUGAGCAUUCGAGUGUGGGGAGUGGGCAGAGACAACGGCCGGGACUUUGCUUAUGUUGCAAGAGACAAAGAAACAAGAAUUUUAAAAUGUCACGUGUUCAGAUGUGACACUCCAGCAAAAGCAAUUGCCACCAGUCUUCACGAAAUCUGCUCUAAGAUUAUGGCAGAAAGGAAAAAUGCCAAAGCGUCUGCUUGCAGUUCAUCACAGGAGCGACCAAAUGCCAGUCUGGACGUUCCUUUGCAAGUAGAAUUCCCAACACCAAAGACAGAACUUGUGCAGAAGUUUCAUGUGCUGUAUCUGGGCAUGGUGCCAGUGUCUAGGCCAGUUGGUAUGGAUAUUGUAAAUGAAGCCAUUGAAAAUUUUACAAACCCACCAGACAAAGAAGAAUGGACACCUGUAAUUAUGAAUGUUGCUGAUGCUACUGUGACUGUCAUGAAAGAGAAGGAUGAAGAAAUAUUGGUAGAAUGCAGGGUUCGCUUCCUGUCAUUUAUGGGAGUUGGGAAGGAUGUGCACACCUUUGCUUUCAUUAUGGACACUGGCAAUCAACAUUUUGAGACACAUGUUUUCUGGUGUGAGCCCAAUGCAGGGAGUGUAUCGGAAGCUGUCCAGGCUGCAUGCAUGCUACGGUAUCAAAAGUGCCUGGUCGCCAGGCCUCCCUCGCAGAAGCCUCAGCCUCCACCUCCACCCGCAGAUUCAGUAACCCGAAGAGUCACAACCAGCGUAAAAAGAGGGGUCUUGUCCCUUAUUGACACUUUGAAACAGAAACGCCCCGUCGGUGACAUGCCAUAGUCGCAGAUAAAAAAAAAAAAAAAAAUGAAUAAAACGCAACUGGAUCUUUCAGCACUUGACUCGGACAUCUAUAGCGAAGCUAAGAUAGUGAUGAAAUGGAAUAUACUGCAGCUUAACCUUCCAUCAAACAGCUGCUUUCGCUUCAAAAAAUAUAACUUUUAUCCGAUGUUUGACUAGCAUGUACCUAUUCUUCGACACCAUGGCGUACUACAAAAAUAAGCAUGAAUAUAAAUAUAUAUCUACUCAUAAUUUUUAUUUUAUUUUUCUCUGCCCUACUGUCAGUGGUUCUCAUUACACGCAUUGGAUAGUCUGUUUUAAAUUGUAAAUAAGAUUAACAAUUCAUGACAAAGUGACAUUUUCUGCACUCUAAAUAGUGAAUGCUAUGGAGUCCAUCAAUGUUAAGGAUUCAUAAGCAUCCCAUAGCUCACUGCCUCGUUUAAUCAUUGGGUGGGGGGGGGGGAGGGGAGGGAGUAAACCGACUCAUCUAUUUCUAUGAUACAUUCACACAAGAGGCUGUCGUUCAAAUGUCUCUGAAGAUGCUUUCUGGAUUUCGUAUUCCAGCGCGUUACCAUUUUUCUCUGCACAAGAAGACAGCAUAAAAGAACCUUCUAAAAGAGUUUUCACUAGAGAUGCACAAUAAUUGGGAUACUGUACAAUAGAAAUCAAAGAUCAGAUCAAGUGUACUUCACACCACGUAGAACAUGAUCGAUUGUUAACAUGUGUGGGUUUUUAGUCCCACUUGCAGAAUAUUACGUGACUGUUCUCAUUCAAAGUGGUUCUUUGUGAUACAUUCUGAAACAAGCAUGCUUAGUAUGGGUUAAUCCUGAAAAUCUAUCCAACUAACCAUCACCCUGCAAGCCUAGUGUGUCUUACAUUUUUAAUUAUCUGCCAUAUCUCUUUCUUACAAUAUUUCAGAGGAGAACAUGAUAACUUUUCAUUAGAGUUAUACAGUGUGGUAUUCUGUAGAGUGAUCAAAACAAGACCCAUUUAUGGGAACAAUAGAUCAGCUACGAUUAACUCUUAAUCAACCUCCCUUCAUUUUUAUUUAUUUUUUUAAAUGUUUUUCAUUUUGGCAUAAUGUACGCAUUAUUCUCAUCCAAUUUCCACAGCCACGUUAUUAUAAAUGUCCACAAAAGUGCUGUCACAAUCCUGUACAAUCAAUGCAGGAGAUUAAUUACACAUUUUAGAAAGCACAAACCAAUAGUAAGUGAUACGUACCCCUAAUGCGCCCACAUAAAACUGUAAUACAAGCGGUUUCUUCACAAACAGAAUAACAUCUAGAAACGUUCCAUUGUAACGUUCAUUCCAAAUACAAGGAAAUAUUGGCUCUAAUUGUGUUCACAGUCAUCAAAGCAAUUAGCAAGCAAUAGUGGCAUUCUGAAAUGUAGUCAUUAAUUAAAAUUUGGAGAUUGAUUUCCCCUUUUCGUUUUUUUAAGGCUAGAAAAAUGUUGAAAAAAGUACCACCGUUUGCCCAGGUAUCAUGUAAAACUAAUUAUAUUCAAUCAGCUUUUAGAAAAGAAAUAUAAGCUGCAUAAAAAUGAAUAUGAUCGUUUUUGAGAAGGUUAGUACAACAGCACUAGUCAAAGGCUUAUUAAAGAAAUUCCUUGUAUCUGCAAACCGUAUAAACCUAAUUUACGAAGAUACAGUGAGAACAAGACAAGAUACACAAAUUGUAUUCUUUCUCAUCAAAGGUAUGGUGCCCAUGAUGUAAAUAGUAUUCAUACCAAGCAGAACUACAUCAUUUACUUGAUUUGCCACAACUGGAAUUCUAGAAUCCCUUUGAUUUUGUGCUUCUCAGCUGAAGUGAUGAUUCCCAUUAGCUAAACUGUAAUUAAAUAGCCAGUUAUGGUUCAGAAAUAGCACUAAAAUGCAAUGUACACUUUUAAGGUGCUGUGCCUUAGGGAACGUUGUGAGCUGAUAUUCCUGUCCCAAAAUUAAUACCCCUUCUUCAACAGAGCUUUACAAUUACCUUAUAAAGAUUUACUUAAAGAGCCUUCAAUCUUUAGAAAUGUUUUUAUCCUAUUACAGAAGCCCCGAGAAUUGUUUAGAAGACAGUCACAGGAUUAUUUAUUAAAGUGAGAAUUCCCAGUAAAUUUCAAAUGUAAUGUAGAAAUAGCUAGAUUUGAAAAAGUCAGCUGUGCAUUCCGUUCUACUAUUCCAACCUGACAUUUAAAAAUCACUCUGAAUUCUCACUUUAGUGAAUAGGCUUGUCAGGGCUAGAGAGGUUUGUCAUAAUUUUAAAGUAACCAAACUGGAAAAAGUCUUCAAUUCAACUAGUCUUCCGGUUUGGCUUGUUUGUCGUUAGAUUUGAAAUUUGCCUUGAGCUCCCCAAAAUUCUCUCUCGAGUACCUGAAUGUAUACGUUUCACUUAUGCAUUCGUCUUGGUUUUCGUGCCCAGAUUUCGGCUGUUCGGCAGAGAGUGCCAUGCAGAGGUUAGUGUGGAGACUACAGCUGCUAGAUCUGAUAAGUUAUAGUAUAAGCUUAACAUAAGUGAAAGGGAAUUGCGUCUAACUCAUGUAGCCAUAUUGUAGAAAAUGGUUUUUAUUCGAGUACAUGUCUAACUGUUCCCUUGCCAUAUAAAUAGUAUCCUUCGUAAUAUAACAGUAGCAAUAGUUAAUCAUAGCGGCUCUUUACAUCAUAUCUUUGGUAUGUGUUAUACAUCUCUUGAGUACUUAAAGUUAAAGAUGAAACCACACAAAUAGGGAUACCGUUCCUGAUAGUUGUGAAGCAGACAGUGCUUCCUCUUCCAUGUGGGAUACCAGGUUGAACAAAGUCCUUAUAUUUCAUUUGCACUAGCUUGACACCCAGAACAUUUUAGUUGAGAACUCUUGUAAAGUAUUGCAAUUACUAAUAUCUGCUUGGAUUACAUUUUCUUGUUAAUGAGGAAACUUGGUAAAUGACUUAUUCAAUGUGUCCUCUCAUCUAGAAACCAAUUUUGUAAUGUGCACCUUUCGUGAUUAUCAGCUUGAUGUCAGUUUAAAAAGAUAUACAUUUUAUUCUACGUUUGAUCAGUCAAGUGCUAGCAAAUGUAUAAGUGAAAUUCUUCAACUGUACAUAAUUUUCACCCUCUUGACCUCUACUGAUAUUUUAAAAAGUCCAUCAGGGAAGAACACUCACCUAUAGGAUUAAUAAGCAAAAAGCUGCCUCCGUCAUACCUGUACUGACUUCCAUAAAGUAAAGAAUAUCCAGAACUCCAUAGAUUUUCAAUAAUAUAAACCAGAUCACAACUUUUUAACUGCUUGAAAAGACACACAGUGCAAACAUUGCUAUCUGGGUUGCCAAUAAAAGGCUAUUAUUGAAGAUAUGAGUGUAGGAUAUUCUUUUACUGAUAUGCCGGCAUAACAUUAAAGGCAACACAAUUUCUUAUAGAAAGUAUCUUUACCCAAUUCUGACUGGUCAUGAGGGGAUAUAUUAGCCCACACUGUGCUCCACAUUAAAGAAGGCAGUUUGUAUUAUGUAAAUAUACAUAUAUAUUAUUUUUAAUUUCUAUCAUAAUUUGUUGCCUUUGCCAUAGUGAGCAAAUCACCUGUAACCCCCCCUUACUGGUAGUGCCUCUGUUUUUAAGUAUGGUUUUCACAGCUGCAAAAUGUAAAAGCGGUCGAGUUUCGACUACGUUCAGCUGCAUGUUAUUGGCUAUGUUACGUAGCAAGGUUCAUUAGGAUAAGGGAGAUUUCGAAUAAUGUGAGUGGAUACUUAUCUACCCCUCCAAGGUCUCCUAAGAGAUAAUAAAAAAAAGGAAGUUGGAAAACUCUAGUUGUUUGUCAAAGCCACCAAUUACUGUUUAAUGAACUAAUGAACCUCGUAGUGAGAACUACACUGACCAAUCAAACACUCAAUUCAGUGCAGUGACCCACUUCAUGGCACUCUCUUUGCGCAAGGACAAAAUAACGUUUUAUGGCACAGUACAGAGUAAAUAUAUUGUAAAUAUAAAUGCAUUUUUAAAUAAUACUUUUAUGCUGCCUCACCAUGUACAACAUAAUCUGAUAAUGUGCCAGCUCACUUUAUUAAUAUACAGUGUUUUAAAAUAUUGAUUCAUUAGACGUAACCACAAACUACAGGGAACAUUAGACUCUUGAAACAAUAAGGGUUAAAUGGAUUUGUUGUAGGAACAUGCUGUUUAGUGAAUAAGCCCCUUAUUUAAGAAUGAGUCAUUAGGGAGGUGAGACUGUCCAUCACAAACACAGUUAUUCAUUAAAGCAUCAGUUGUGAAAAAUUCAACGUGAAUUUCAAGUUUCAGGCCAAACUAGUUGUACUGAAAGCAUAGCAGACUUGAUUAAUUUUUCAGAGUUGGCUAUUGUGGCCUGAAAUGUAAAAUUCUAUAUGCAUACCUGUUGAAAUUUAGUAGGUGUGAAACAGGGGAGUGGGCACUGUAAAUAUGUGCCCAUGGGUACGUCUAAUGACGCAUCCAACCUAUGCCUUAUGGGAACUUGAUCAAACCAGGACAGCCGUACGCGAUCCAGAUCUUUGGACUGUUGGGAGAUAUGAGCAUGCAUUCCUGAUAGUCACAGUUUAGGGACAGUCACUGAGGACACUUGUUAGGCGUGAUAUUCAAUACAUUUCAUAUGUCUGCACGUCAACCAAUUACACUAGUAUCUCAAAACUGCUCACGCUAAACCAGUGAUGUCUAACCUGUACACUGCAGAUGUUUGCAUUAUGUUGCUCACGGCCAGAUGACUCACUUUGCUAAUGUUUGCCUUUUAAGAAAUGUACGGACUGUACAAACAUUUAAACAUGGUCUCUAAAAUGUCAAUAUCUAAUGAAAAGGCAGAAGAAACAGUGAUCUAUGGGAAAAUGGAAAUCCUUUGCAGAUAUUUUGUUUUAAAAAUAGCUUUGCAUAUUUUAACUUAAAAAUUAUUUUGUAAAACCGAUUGUAAUUAAAAAAAAAAUCACUUUUUUUUACGGCCAAAAAAGUAUGUAUGUGGUGUGUAUGUGUGAUUAAAUGGCAAUGUGUUAGUAAGAGUUCAUUUAUCUAUGCAUUAUUUGUAUGCUGUGGCUUUAUAAAUAGCCAUGUUCACUAUA
Messenger RNA from Pelobates fuscus (common spadefoot toad), 7534 nucleotides. It is a transcript of the gene APBB2, whose product is annotated as amyloid beta precursor protein binding family B member 2. The transcript is spliced from 16 exons. NCBI's taxonomy places the organism in Eukaryota, Metazoa, Chordata, Amphibia, Anura, Pelobatidae. Gene Ontology annotation, biological process: regulation of DNA-templated transcription. Gene Ontology annotation, molecular function: transcription factor binding; amyloid-beta binding. Gene Ontology annotation, cellular component: cytoplasm; nucleus. The record is from RefSeq and is a predicted model, not a curated record. The coding region runs from base 227 to 2515 and encodes 762 amino acids.